AUGGAGCUGUGCGCAAUUCGAGCCAUCUCGAACCUUCCUAUACCGCACCAUAGGUCUAUCAAUCCAGUCCACACUCAGUCCCGUUACUCUCCGCUGCUCAAGCAUAAUCGCUUGAACAUAGGGUUGCGAUGCUAUAAAAGUUCAUCUCCGACAUCAGAGGAAACUUCAAUUGAAGCACCCUCUUAUGUCAAAGAUGGCCCCGAUAGUGUGAUAACUGUCGAAGACGUUCGACCAGUUGAAAAUAAUGAAGAGUACAAUCUAGCAACUCAGAGCAGUGAAAAGCCACAAGAGGAUUCUUUUGUGGAUAACCCAAUGAAGGUGUUCGAGUUCUUGGAAAACCUUGAUUUCGACUCUGAUGAUACGUAUUCACUCCUAGCAUUUGGCGGUGGUGCAUUGGUUGCAGUUUGGCUGGCAUCUGCUGUUGUUGGUGCUAUUGAUUCUAUUCCAGUGUUUCCUAAAGUGUUGGAGCUUGUUGGUCUUGGAUACGUGAUCUGGUUCAGUACCCGCUAUCUAAUUUUCAAGGAAAAUCGGGCAGAACUGGUUGCUAAAAUUGAACAAAUCAAGGAUCAGGUUAUUGGUCCAUAG
Fraxinus pennsylvanica is the source of this 585-nucleotide messenger RNA. NCBI's taxonomy places the organism in Eukaryota, Viridiplantae, Streptophyta, Magnoliopsida, Lamiales, Oleaceae. The record is from the annotation of a GenBank genome assembly.